This is a messenger RNA of Cryptomeria japonica (Japanese cedar), 420 nucleotides long. RefSeq lists its product as uncharacterized. Lineage: Eukaryota; Viridiplantae; Streptophyta; Pinopsida; Cupressales; Cupressaceae. The coding region runs from base 1 to 420 and encodes 139 amino acids. The record is from RefSeq and is a predicted model, not a curated record. The transcript has a single exon.
AUGCAUGAAGCAACGGUUAUAAAGAAAGUACUGGACAUAUAUAGUUGGGCUAUUGGACAGGAAAUUAAUUGGGAUAAAUUGGAAAUCUUUUUCUUCCACACUGAAGUUGGGUCACAAAGAGCAAUCACCAGACUGUUUGGGAUUAAGAUUGGUCAACUUCUUGGGAAAUUCCUUGGUAUGCCGCUCUUUACUGGAGCUGGCAAGGCAGAAAUUUGGAAAGGAUUUCUAGAUGGGUGCAAAGCAAAGAUGGAGGGUUGGAAGAGCAAGUGGCUCUCUUUGGCUGGUCAUCUUCUGAUGCUGAAGACUAUUGUACCGGCUAUGCCUAUUUUCCCUAUGGCCUGUUUUAAACUCCUUGGUUUGGUCAUUAAGAUUAUGCAACAGAAGAUGAGGAAGUUUUUAUGGAAUGAAAAUCGGGAGUAG